Molecule: messenger RNA, 840 nt
Organism: Talaromyces marneffei
Lineage: Eukaryota; Fungi; Ascomycota; Eurotiomycetes; Eurotiales; Trichocomaceae
Exons: 4
Coding region: 1-840 (279 amino acids)
Biological process (GO): DNA replication-dependent chromatin assembly; nucleosome disassembly; nucleosome assembly
Cellular component (GO): nucleus
Molecular function (GO): histone binding
Source: RefSeq, a predicted model, not a curated record
AUGUCUGUUGUGUCACUCCUUGGCGUCAAGGUGCUAAAUAACCCCGCCGCUUUCUCGGAUCCCUACGAGUUCGAGAUCACUUUUGAGUGCUUGGAGCAGUUGCAGAAAGAUCUCGAGUGGAAACUCACUUAUGUUGGCUCCGCCACUUCUUCCGAGCAUGAUCAAGAACUCGACUCGUUACUAGUUGGACCCAUUCCCGUUGGUGUCAACAAAUUCAUUUUCGAAGCCGACCCACCAGACCUCAAGCGCAUUCCCCAGACUGAGAUCCUCGGUGUUACCGUUAUCCUCCUUACAUGCAGCUACGACGGCCGAGAGUUCGUGCGCGUUGGUUACUACGUGAACAACGAAUAUGAUUCAGAGGAACUCAACGCAGACCCACCAUCGAAGCCUAUCAUCGAGCGUGUGCGCCGUAAUGUUUUGGCCGAGAAGCCCCGUGUGACUCGAUUUGCUAUCAAGUGGGACUCUGAAGAAUCCGCUCCCGCUGAAUACCCUCCCGAACAACCGGAGGCCGACCAAUUGGAUGAUGAUGGUACCGCGUAUGGUGCCGAGGAGGUUGAGUUGGAGAACGCCUUGAUCAAGGAGUUGCAAGAAACUGAACAGCAAGACGGCGAGGACCAUGAAAUGGAGGGUGCUCCAACCACUGCUGCUGUGGUGGCGGACGAUGAUGAUGCUUCAGAUGCGGGCAGCGAGGAUCUCGAGGCCGAGAGCAGUGAGAGCGAAGAGGAAGAUUUGGAAGAAGAGGACGCUGGCGAAGGUGACGACGAUGUUGAAAUGGCUGAUGACGCCAAUCCCGGAUCUGCCCAGGCACCCCAGGCUCAACCUGAAGUAAUGGUCCACUAG